CUGUUAUGUUUGUUCCCUUCUUUCACGAUCACUUUGAUCGUCAGCAUUUCAUCCUGUCAUGAUGAGUGUGUAGUGUUAACUACUUCACUUAGUGCCUAGCUUCCUGAUCAACUAAUUAAUUAGCUUUGCAUGCUCAUCUGGUAAUUAAUUGACGGUCGCAGUCGUCGUCGUCUCAUCUUUGGUUUCUCCUGAGCAAUCCAUCGCUAUAUAUCUAUCUGUCUAUGUCCGCAUCCAAAGCAAGCAGCGGAAGAAGCGAGAUGCAUCGAUCAAUGGCUGCAGCGCAUCGAAGUCCACGAGCUACUCGAUCUGUCGUAGCUCGACGGCACUAAUUAGGUAGCUAGAGUAGUUAAUUAGCUAGGAUUAAUGGCGUCGCCGUCGUCGUCGUCAGUGAUCUCCAUCUUCCUCCUCGUGGCCGGCGUCGCGCUGAUGCUGGUCGUCCACAUCAUCGUCGUCCUCUGGGCGCUGCGGCGCGGACUCGGCGGCCGGGGGUCGCGCGGCGAGGAGGAGGGGAACGGCGGCGGAGGAGGAGGAGGAGGAGGCAAGGGCCUGUCCGCCGACGAGCUCGCCGCGCUGCCGUGGCACGAGCAGGCCGCGAAGGGCGGCGCAGCAGCAGGCGGCGGGGACUGCUGCGCGGUUUGCCUGGAGGCGCUGGAGGCCGGGGACCGGUGCCGGCGGCUGCCGCGGUGCGAGCACAGCUUCCACGCGCCGUGCGUGGACUCGUGGCUCAGGAAGAGCCGGUGGUGCCCCGUGUGCCGCGCAGACGUGGUGGUGGUUGCCCGGCCGGAGGACGACCGGCCGAAGACGGCGGCGGCGGCGGCGGCGGAGAGGACCACGCUGGAGAUCGUCGCCGAAAGAUAGCUAGCUAGCUUGCUCUAUGUAACUGUAGUAGGAGUAGCUGCUAUGGUGUGCUG
Molecule: messenger RNA, 911 nt
Organism: Oryza brachyantha (malo sina)
Lineage: Eukaryota; Viridiplantae; Streptophyta; Magnoliopsida; Poales; Poaceae
Product: E3 ubiquitin-protein ligase EL5-like
Exons: 1
Coding region: 364-858 (164 amino acids)
Source: RefSeq, a predicted model, not a curated record